AUGAACCAGCCAUCCCCAGAGGGCCUGACUGGCAAGACCACCAAAGGCGAGACGCUGCGCGUGCGCGAGGUGUGGGAUGAUAACCUGGAGGCCGAGCUAGUGAUCAUUCGGUCCAUCCUGGAUGAGUACCCGUACGUGGCGAUGGACACGGAGUUCCCCGGGGUGGUGGCGCGCCCCGUGGGCAACUUCAAGUCCAGCCGCGAGUACCACUACCGCGCCCUCAAGCUCAACGUGGACAUGCUCAAGCUCAUACAGCUGGGCCUGACCUUCACGGACGCGCAGGGCAACCUGCCGGUGUGCAACGGGGAGCACACCGUGUGGCAGUUCAACUUCCGGGGGUUCAGGCUCGCCGAAGACGUGUACGCACAGGACUCCAUCGAGCUGCUGAAGCAGAGCGGCAUCGACUUCUCACAGAUGGAGGCGCGCGGCAUCGACGUGCAGCACUUUGGGGAGCUGCUCAUGUCCAGUGGCAUCGUGCUCAACGACGACAUGAGGUGGAUCACAUUCCACAGUGGCUAUGACUUUGGCUACCUGAUCAAGGUGCUGACGGCGCUGCCGCUGCCCGACACUGAGCCGGAGUUCUUUGAGCUGCUGCGGCUCUACUUCCCCUGCAUCUUCGACAUCAAGGGCAAGGAGGCCCCCUUGAGGUGGUAG
Molecule: messenger RNA, 654 nt
Organism: Monoraphidium neglectum
Lineage: Eukaryota; Viridiplantae; Chlorophyta; Chlorophyceae; Sphaeropleales; Selenastraceae
Product: CCR4-NOT transcription complex subunit 7/8
Exons: 6
Coding region: 1-654 (217 amino acids)
Cellular component (GO): CCR4-NOT core complex; P-body; CCR4-NOT complex
Molecular function (GO): poly(A)-specific ribonuclease activity; nucleic acid binding
Source: RefSeq, a predicted model, not a curated record